CGGAGGCAUCGUCAAAACUUUGUCUUCGUGCAGUGCCCUCACCAAUAGAUCUGGAUACAACACAACUGUUACAGACCCACGAGAUCCGUAUCUUCUAAAAUUGUACGUAACGUCGAUUAUGAUGAAUGCUCAGAAGAUCAUCAUAUUGGCUGCUUAUUUUCUAACAGCUCUAAUUGCUGUGACAGCUACAAAGGGAUACUAUCACAACGAUAAACGAGCAAACGAUCGGCCGUUUAUGAUGGGGAUGAGAUAUGGCAGGGCGGAUAAAGCUGCUAAAACAGCCGGAAAGCAUGUUAUAGUCGCCCCGAGGAACGAUAAAUUCUUCUUAGCUUCGAGGUACGGGAAGAGAUCUGGAGGAGAGAUGAUUUCGAAUGCGGCGCAGGCGGCUCUGGUCUUCCCCGUUCCACCGAUCUGCGGCUCCGACGAGGAUUUGAAAUGUACUUACAGCGGCAUAUCCAACAUAUACCGUUGCAUCCAGAGCUACCGCAAGGAUUCCGCUCAAGGCAACGGUAUUAUGACAACCUCGAUUUAAGAUGGACAAGGAAGAUGCACCUAGUUAAUUUAAUUUAGUUUUGAAAUCUAAUUAUAUCCGAAUAAAAUGAACCCUAUUAUAUAUUGAAUGUCGUUCCUUCCACUCGAGGCGAGACAAAAUUCUAGGCUGGAAAUUUCGUCUCGCCUUAAUAACUUUGUUUUUUGAAUUAAAUAUAUCUAUCUAUAACUACUAUAACUUCAAUUCA
Messenger RNA from Nicrophorus vespilloides, 737 nucleotides. RefSeq lists its product as uncharacterized. The record is from RefSeq and is a predicted model, not a curated record. Lineage: Eukaryota; Metazoa; Arthropoda; Insecta; Coleoptera; Silphidae. The transcript has 6 exons. The coding region runs from base 119 to 532 and encodes 137 amino acids.